AUGUGGCAAAGAGAAACAGAGAUAAAGGGUGCCGCUAAUCUAACUGAUGUAACGACUACCAUAGCAAAUACCAAAGAGCACUUUACCAUAGAAUACGAAGAAACAACUUCAAGUGAUUCAUCAACUAACUAUAAUACUGAGGAAGUGUCGAACAAAGCAAACACUUCUCCCUCAACAACUAAUAAAAUAAGUGUACCAGAAACAACAUUUUCAAAAAAUGAAGUAACAACGUUACCAUCCACAACGGCAGAUGAUUUGACAACUGUAGAUGAGUUGAAAACAGUAGAACAGGUAUCCUCAAAAGAUAUCACAACCGAUAAAGAAACAAGUGAUAGUGAACUAACUACAUUGGUUGAUGUAACACCCAAACCAUCAACAACGGUAAAUGAUUUGACAAAAGUAGAAGAGGUAACACCAAUAGAAAUCUCAACCAAUAAAGUAUCAAGUGAAGUUCAGCUAACAACACUAAUUCAUGUAACAACAAUACCAUUGACAACAGUUGGUGAUUUGACAACAGUAGAGGAGGUAACCUCAAUAGAUAUCACAGCUGUGGAAGCAACAAAUGAAAUUGAGAUAACCACAUUACUUGAUACAACAAGGAUACAAGCAACAACGGCAGAUGAUUCGACAACAGUAGAGGAGGUAACAUUCAUUGCUAUCACAACAGACGAAAUAACAAGUGACACUGACCUAACUACACAAUUUGACUUAACGACGAUACCGUCGACAAAAGUAGUUGAUUUGACAACAGUAGACGAUUUAGCAUCAGUAGCUAUCACAACCGAUGAAGUAAUAAAUGAGCCUGAGCAAACUACAUUUGUUGAUGCAAAAGCCACACUAUUGACAACGGUUGAUGAUUUGACAACAAUAGGAAAGACAGCGGUUCGUGAUUUGACAACAGUAGAUAAGGUAACCUCAACAGACAUGACAGCUGAUGAAGUAACAAAAGAUGAGGUAACCUCAAUAGAUAUUACAGCUGAUGAAGUAACAAGUGAAGCUGAGCGAACUACAUUUGUUGAUGUAACGACGAUACCGUCGACAAGAGUAGAUGAUUUGACAAUAUUAGAAGAGGUAACAUCCAUUGGUAUCACAACCGCUGAAGUAACGACUGAUGAAGUAACAAGUGAAGCUGAGCGAACUACAUUUUUUGAUGUAACAACCAUACCGUCGACAAGAGUAGAUGAUUUGACAAUAUUAGAAGAGGUAACAUCCAUUGGUAUCAACACCGCUGAAGUAACGAUUGAUGAAGUAACAAGUGAAGCUGAGCGAACUACAUUUUUUGAUGUAACAACCAUACCGUCAACAAGAGUAGAUGAUUUGACAAUAUUAGAAGACGUAACAACCAUUGGUAUCACCACCGCUGAAGUAACAAAUAUUACAGCUGAUGAAGUAACAAGUGAAGCUGAGCGAACUACAUUUUUUGAUGUAACAACCAUACCGUCGAUAAGAGUAGAUGAUUUGACUAUAUUAGAAGAGGUAACAUCCAUUGGUAUCACAACCGCUGAAGUUGAUGAUUUGACAACAGUAGAGGAGGUAACCUCAAUAGAUAUCACAGCUGAUAAAGUAACAAGUGAAGCUGAGCGAACAACAUUUUAUGAAGUAACAACCAUACCGUCGACAAGAGUAGAUAAUUUGACAACAUUAGACGAGGUAACAUCCAUUGGUAUCACAACCGCUGAAGUUGGUGAUUUAACAGCAGUAGAUGAGGUAACCUCAAUAGAUAUCACGGCUAAUGAAGUAACAAGUGAAGCUGUGCGAACUACAUGUUUUAAUGUAACAACAAUACCAUCGACAACGGUUGUAAAGGAGGUAAACUCAAUAGAUAUCACAGCUGAUAAAGUAACAAGUGAAGCUGAGCGAACAACAUUUUUUGAAGUAACAACCAUACCGUCGACAAGAGUAGAUAAUUUGACAACAUUAGAGGAGGUAACAUCCACUGGUAUCACAACCGCUGAAGUAACGAAUGAUGCUGAUCAAACUACCUUGCUUGAUGCAUCAGCGAUACCAUGGACGACAGUAGAUGAUUUGAAAACGACAGCGGUUCGUGAUUUGACAGUAGAUAAGGUAACCUCAACAGACAUGACAGCUGAUGAAGUAACAAUAGACGAUUUAGCAUCAGUAGCUAUCACAACCGAUGAAGUAACAAGUGAGGAUGAGCAAACUACAUUUUUGGAUGCAAAGGCCAAACCAUUGACAACGGUUGAUGACUUGACAACAAUAGGAAAGGUUGAUGAUUUUACAACAGUAAAGGAGGUAACCUCAAUAGAUAUCACAGCUGAUAAAGUAACAAGUGAAGCUGAGCGAACAACAUUUUUUGAAGUAACAACAAUACCGUCGACAAGAGUAGAUAAUUUGACAACAUUAGAUGAGUUAACAUCCAUUGGUAUCACAACCGCUGAAGUAACGAUACACGAUUUAACAUCAGUAGCUAUCACAACCGAUGAAGUAACAAGUGAGGAUGAGCAAACUACAUUUUUUGAUGCAAAGGCAAAACCAUUGACAACGGUUGAUGACUUGACAACAAUAGAAAAGGUAACAUCUAUAGAUAUCACAACCGCUAAAGUAACGACGGUUCGUGAUUUGACAACAGGAGAUGAGGUAACCUCAAUAUAUAUCACAGCUGAUGAAGUAACAAGUGAGGCUGAGCGAACUACAUUUGUUAAUGACACAAUCAUACCGUGGACAAGAGUAGAUGAUUUGAAAACAUUAGAGGAGGUAACAUCCAUUGCUAUCACAAGCGCUGAAGUAACGAGUGAUGCUGGUCAAACUACCUUGAUUGAUGCAUCAACGAUAACAUCGACGACAGUAGAUGAUUUGACAACAGUAGAGGAGCUAACAUCGAUAUAUAUCACAACUAAUGAGUUAACGAGUGAAGUUGAUCUAACAACAUUAAUUGAUAUAACAACAAUACAAUCGACAGCGGUUGGUGAUUUGACAACAGUAGAGGAGGUAACCUCAAUAGAUACCACAGCUGAUGAAGAGGUAACAUCCAAUGCUAUCACAACCAUUGAAAUAACAAGCGAUACUGACCUAACUACACCAUUUGAUUUAACGACGAUACCGUCGACAACAAUUGAUUUUUCUAAAACAGUAGACGAUUUAACAUCAAUAGCUAUCACAACCGAUGAAGUAACAAGUGAGAAUGAGCAAACUACAUUUGUUGAGGCAAAAACCAUACCAUCGACAACGGUUGAUGAUUUGACAACAAUAGGAAAGUUAACAUCUAUAGAUAUCACAACCGCUAAAGUAACGAGUGAUGCUGAUCAAAUUACCUUGAUUGAUGCAUCAACCAUACCAUCGACGACAGUAGAUGAUUUGACAACGUUCGAGGAGCUUACCACAAUAGAUAUCACAACUAAUGAGUUAACGAGUGAAGUUGAGCUAACUACACUAAUUAAUAUAACAAAAAUACCAUCGACAACAGUAGAUGAUUAUACAACAGUAGACGAUUUAACAUCAAUACCUAUCACAACCGAUGAAGUAACAAGUGAAGCUGAGCGAAUUACAUUUGUUUAUGCAACAACCAUACCGUUGACAACAGUAGAUGAUUUGACAACAAUUGAAAAGGUAACAUCUAUAGAUAUCACAACCGCUAAAGUAACGAUUGAUGCUGAUCAAAAAACCUUGAUUGAUGCAUCAACGAUACCAUCGACGUCAGUAGAUGAUUUGACAACGUUAGAGGAGCUGACAUCUAUAGAUAUAACAACUAAUGAGUUAACGAGUUUUACUGAUAGAAUAAAGAGGUGA
Messenger RNA from Anneissia japonica, 3747 nucleotides. Its product is annotated as mucin-17-like. The record is from RefSeq and is a predicted model, not a curated record. Lineage: Eukaryota; Metazoa; Echinodermata; Crinoidea; Comatulida; Comatulidae. The coding region runs from base 1 to 3747 and encodes 1248 amino acids. The transcript has 18 exons.